AUGGAUGAUAAUUGGCUUGAUUAUGAAAGCGAUGAUAGUGACAAUGCUCAUGCUGAAGACAGUGGUUCAGAAACUGAAAAUAUUGAUAGUGAAACAGCAGAAGAUGAAGAAGAGAUCGAUUUAGAAAAACCUAAUUUAGAAGAAAGUGAUCCAUAUGAAAAUGACACGCAAGGCUGUUCAUACAGUUCAAGAUCUGAUAUGGUGUGGUCUUCCACUCCAUCUUAUUCAUCGCCAACAAAACAUCAUGGUAAUGUAAAGUUAACACCUGGAUCAACUGAAUUGACCUCACAUGUGGCUUCUGUUGAAGAUGCAUUUCUCUGCUUUAUAUCGGAAGAAAUGUUAAAGAAAAUUUUACGUUAUUCGAAUACUGCAGGAAACUCAAACAGAACUCUCGAUGACAGUUUUGAAGAAAUAUCAAUUGUUGAAUUAAAGGAUUUUAUUGGUCUUUUACUAAUAUCUGGUUUACUCAGAAAAUCAAGAAAAAGUAUUAAGUCUUUAUGGACUAGAAGUUCAAUGGAGUCUCCAGUAUUUAGAGCAACAAUGUCGCGAAAUCGAUUUGAAACAAUAUCUUUGUCUUAG
Molecule: messenger RNA, 579 nt
Organism: Didymodactylos carnosus
Lineage: Eukaryota; Metazoa; Rotifera; Eurotatoria; Philodinida; Philodinidae
Source: the annotation of a GenBank genome assembly